Cooperia oncophora is the source of this 183-nucleotide messenger RNA. The record is from the annotation of a GenBank genome assembly. NCBI's taxonomy places the organism in Eukaryota, Metazoa, Nematoda, Chromadorea, Rhabditida, Trichostrongylidae.
AUGGCCUCGCAGUUGGCUCGCUCUCUUGCCCGAGCUGCAAUUUCUCGAGGCAAUGUAGUCAGGGCAUUCUCGACUACGAACAUUCUGUCCGCCAAAGAUGAUGUCAUGGAGAAAUGGCCGGCUGAGAAGUUCGACAAGCACUUUAUUGACUACCUCAGCAGACCGGAGAUCGAUGGCUGGGAA